Molecule: messenger RNA, 720 nt
Organism: Nipponia nippon (crested ibis)
Lineage: Eukaryota; Metazoa; Chordata; Aves; Pelecaniformes; Threskiornithidae
Source: RefSeq, a predicted model, not a curated record
AUGCACAAUAAAUCCGGCGUCCGCAGCGCUCGAGACCGCCGGUCAGACCGCCUCAGCAUUGCCAAGGACAAUCUUGAAGCCGACCUGCGGGGGCUGAUGCGUGACCAGGAGAGCGGGAUUGGUUUCCCCCAGACUCAGGGCCUGGGACUUGAUGCCAUUCUGUCUUCAAGACAACCGCUCCCCGCUCCUAAAAUGUGCACAGAAUCCAAGUCUUCUUUCCCAGCAAUAUCCAGCUCCGGCGACGCGGAGCUCCGCGGCCUGGACGGGGAGAUCGCUGCGCUCUCCGCCAAGGUGCAGGCGCUGCAGCAGAGCUGCCGGCAGAUGGAGACGGAGCUGAGGGACCUGAACAGCUCCAUGACAACCCCCGAGAUGGCCAGGGAGGUCGAGGGGCUGAGGAAGGACUGCGCGAGUUACGCGGAGAAACUGGAGAGGAUUAAGUCGGCCGCCAACCACGUGACUCCGGAAGAAAAAGAGAAGGUCUGCAGCGAGCAGAAGCUGUACUGCAAGGAGUGGCGGAGGAGGAAGCGAAUGGCGACCGAGCUGCUGGAGGCCAUCCUGGAGGGGUACCCCAAAAGCAAGAAGCAAUUCUUCAGGGCGUCGGGGCAGGGUUUGGGCUCUGGGGCGCCGCAGCCCGGAGGGCGGGGAAGGCAAGAGCCAGAGCAGGGACCCUGCGCCACGGCGGCGGGGCCGGGCUCCCAGAAGCCGCCUGGCCGGCCCUAG